GCCAAGCAAGUUAACUUUAUUUACACAUAUUUUAAAAAUGAAUUAUGAACAUCAUGAAACUCGUCGGAUUUUUUUUUUACAGCCACAUAGCUUGGAAUCCCCCCUGGAACCCCAUGCCACAGCAAAAGCGUUCUCACUGAGCUCACUGAAAUCUCGCGAUGAUUGCCUAUGACAGAGCAUAGUGGCGACGAGAACUGGCUUGGAACGCAGUGAGGAGAGUUGUUAUCGAAGAACAGGGAGAGGAGACGGAGGCAGGAGCGGACCAAGGGGGGUGUGUGUGAGAGUGUUUGUGAGGUCCAAAAACAAGGAGCACAACACGGCGUGAAUGAGAGAGGCAAACUGGCGGAUUUCAACAUGGCAUCCGGAGAUACGCUGUACAUUGAGACAGACGGCUCGGAGAUGCCGGCCGAAAUCGUGGAGCUGCACGAAAUAGAAGUAGAAACGAUACCAGUGGAGACUAUCGAGACCACGGUGGUCGGCGGGGAUGACGACGACGACGACGACGACGAUGAUGGGCAGCCCAUGAUUGCGCUGCAGCCUCUGGUCACGGACGACCCCAGCUCGAUCCACCACCACCAGGAGGUUAUCCUGGUCCAGACCCGGGAGGAGGUGGUCGGCGGAGACGAUUCAGACCUGCACACAGACGGCGGGGGUGGAUUCGAGGAUCAGAUCCUCAUCCCAGUGCCAGCACCUGGGGUCGAGGAUGAGUACAUCGAGCAGACUUUAGUGACUGUGGCUGGAAAGAGCGCGAUGGGUCGGGUGAAGCGAGGAGGCGGCACCGGUGGAAAGAAAGCAGGCAAAAAGAGCUAUUUAAGCGGCCCCGACGCUGGUGGGAGGAAAUGGGAACAAAAGCAGGUGCAAAUAAAGACUCUGGAGGGAGAAUUUUCUGUUACAAUGUGGGCAUCGGAUGACAAUAAAGACAUUGACCAUGAGUCAGUGGUGGAGGAGCAGAUCGUCGGGGAGAACUCUCCUCCGGAUUACUCCGAGUACAUGACGGGGAAGAAGCUGCCCCCUGGUGGCAUCCCGGGGAUCGACCUCUCAGACCCCAAACAGCUGGCUGAAUUUGCCAGAAUGAAGCCCAGGAAGGUGAAAGAAGACGACGCUCCCCGAACGAUAGCCUGUCCCCAUAAAGGCUGCACAAAGAUGUUCAGGGAUAACUCGGCCAUGAGGAAGCAUCUGCAUACCCACGGACCCCGCGUUCAUGUCUGCGCAGAGUGCGGCAAGGCUUUCGUCGAGAGCUCCAAACUCAAGCGCCACCAGCUCGUCCACACAGGGGAGAAACCCUUUCAGUGUACCUUUGAAGGGUGCGGGAAAAGGUUUUCUCUGGACUUCAACCUGCGCACACACGUGAGGAUCCACACCGGAGACCGGCCCUACGUGUGCCCGUUCGACGGCUGCAAUAAGAAAUUCGCCCAGUCUACCAACCUGAAGUCUCACAUUCUCACACACGCCAAAGCCAAAAACAACCAAUGAGAGCCCGUUUGUCAGCGUCGAGCCACGAAGGCGAGAAAAACAACCUCUUUUCAAGACGUGAUGAAAACCUUGAGACUCAUUGAUUUAUACAAAAAAAAAAAACUAAACGAAAAGUUCUGACAGUUUAAAAGACAUAAAACACUGAAAUUACGUUGUUUUGUUUGUUUUUUUUCCCCAAAUCCUCCUUUUUUUCCCCCCUGCUGUCACGUUGGAUGAGGAACACAGAGACGACCCUCCCAGCCACCUGUCCCCAUUUCUCUAUUGGCACUUUGCUACCAGAAGAUGGAACCCAAGGACAAACAUCAGAGAUUUAUUUUUACCUGAGAAGUCAGAGAAACAGUGGUAUAUAUUAGUACUUUUAUUUUUGCUUUUAUUUCCCUCCAAGUGUGCAUAUUGUACACUUGUCUCAGGCCGUGUUUAGCGAAUAAGUUUUUCUCUUUUAUUUUCCUGCGUUACAAGAUCAUACCGAUGACACGUUCCACCCGAAUCACACAUAGAAGGAGUCAAAAAACCAACUGUACGUUUGCAUUUCCGCCAUCUUUGGUUGUACUUUUUUCUGACCACAGAAUAACCUUGUAUACUUGUAUUGUAUGGCUGUAUUAAAAUUAAGUAGACAUAGAUAGAGGUGUGAUUUAAAGUGUUAACCAAUUAAACUUUUAGUCAUGAGUUGCUUUAUAUUUUAUAUUAACUGUCUUAACACAGAUGAAUGAGUAAUAUAAUCGUACUCGGCAGCGGUCGCGUUGAAGGGUCUGACGCGUACGUGGUAAAGACUGCGAGACCAUCACUUCUUUGUUAGAAUGUAAUGUACAGAGGUCAGCCAUUAUCUUCCUUUUGUUGGUAUUUACACCCAUGUAUUUCAACUGCCCACAAUAAAAUGGGUCAUUCCAACUCUGUCAAACUACA
This is a messenger RNA of Poecilia reticulata (guppy), 2376 nucleotides long. RefSeq names its product YY1 transcription factor b (gene yy1b). Gene Ontology annotation, biological process: regulation of transcription by RNA polymerase II. Gene Ontology annotation, cellular component: transcription regulator complex; PcG protein complex; chromatin. Lineage: Eukaryota; Metazoa; Chordata; Actinopteri; Cyprinodontiformes; Poeciliidae. Gene Ontology annotation, molecular function: RNA polymerase II cis-regulatory region sequence-specific DNA binding; DNA-binding transcription factor activity, RNA polymerase II-specific. The record is from RefSeq and is a predicted model, not a curated record.